Messenger RNA from Heterotrigona itama, 1466 nucleotides. Lineage: Eukaryota; Metazoa; Arthropoda; Insecta; Hymenoptera; Apidae. The record is from the annotation of a GenBank genome assembly.
AUGAGCUCGAAACAUCAUAAAGACAUUUCUUUCAGACUAACAACUUUCUUUCUGAAAGUCGUCGGCUUGUGGUUAAGCACUAACCGCUUUGAAAAAUGGCUGAGAAAUGCCGUAGUGGUGUAUAGUACUCUAACAAUCAUCUUCUCUAUGUGGAUGCAAUCAAGAAGCCUUUAUUUCUCUUGGGGAGAUUUUAGCGUCUCCUCUAACAUUGCGUGCAAUUUAUUAGGACUGUUCAUGGAUUUGUUCAAAAUUUUAAUUAUAUUUAUACACAAGGAGAAGUUCUUUCGCUUAAUCGUACACAUGCAGAAGAAUUUCUGGCAUUUCAAUUACGAUCAGUACGAGAACUCGGUUCUAGCGGACGCGAGACGAAUGUGCAUUUACUUCGUCUGUGUCUUCUCACUCUUCUCUCAAACCACGAUUUUUUCCUACAUGUUUACCUCGAGGGAAAAAAAUAAAUUCGUGAACAAUCGAAUUUUAGCAAAUGUUGGAAGGAAUAACUCAGAAAGGAUACUCAUAUUUAAUAUGCAUAUGGAUCUAUUGUCCAUCUCGCCAUAUUAUGAAAUUACGUACCUGAUACAGGCAUUGACUUUGUACCAGGUUGGCGUCUGUUAUCUUUGCAUCGACGAUAUAUUUUGCAUUAUGUGCCUGCACGUAGCUAGUCAGUUUCGUAUAUUGCAAUAUAGGAUAACGAACGUGCCAAGUCUAAAGGGCAAAGAUAAACUCGAUCAGGACGAUGGCUCAAAUAAGUGCUACGCGAUAUUUAAAAAUUGCAUAAAACAGCAUCAAACUCUCAUUGAAUUCUCUACCACGCUCGAGGAGAUAUUUACAAUAAUCGUACUCGGGCAAGUGUUAACGUUUAGUAUAUUAAUUUGUUUCGUCGGAUAUCAGACGUUUUUGGUUAAUCGCUUCUUGAAAAAUUUGAUGUUUAACACUCGCGGUACUUUCUACCAGAACUGUUUAAUUAUCGGCGAUAUACAUCGUGAUAUACAGGUGGAAUUGACAUUUUCAUGGCGCAUUUCUCUUGUAUGUUUCUUAAUGACUAACAUAUGGCAAUUAUGGAUCUUCACGUAUAGUUGCGAUUUCGUGGCGCGAGAAAGUAUGAAUAUUGCUAAUGCCGCGUACGCUACACCAUGGAUUUAUUUACCGAUGGACAGAUUUGGAAAAAUGAUACGAAAGGAUUUGCAACUUGUAAUAAUAAGAUCGAGACGAGCCUGUUAUCUCACCGCCUGCGGCUUCUUUCCCAUAUCCCUUGAAACUUUCACCAAGGUAAUAUUAUCUGUAAUUCCUUCUAUUUUCUACAGCAUUAACAAAUUAGUCCCUUUUCUUUUCAAUAAUUCAUUCGAUAUUUUGCCGUAAUUUUUUUUCAAUUAUUAUAAUAACGUAACGUCUUCAUGUUACAGAUCAUGAGUUCCGCAAUGUCGUAUUUCACUAUACUGAAGCAGCGAACAGUGAAUACAGCAGGAUAA